This is a messenger RNA of Meloidogyne enterolobii, 562 nucleotides long. Lineage: Eukaryota; Metazoa; Nematoda; Chromadorea; Rhabditida; Meloidogynidae. The record is from the annotation of a GenBank genome assembly.
UAUUUUUAAAAUGAAAAAUAAUAGCAAACCUCAAUCUGAUACUUCGGGCCAAUCGGGCUUGAAAAAGAAAAAGUUUAAUAUGGGAAUCGAUGAAAGAAAUUCUGAUAAUGAUGAUGAUAGAGUUUUGGUACCUUUUAUAAGGGAUGUGCUUGCCGUUGCAAAUGUGAGUGAUCAACCGCCGGUUGUUCAAAUUGCUGUUGGGGCGAGUGGAGGAGUGGUGACCGGUUAUUUAUUUGGCAAAACAAGCAAAGUUGUUGCUGCAUUUGUCGGUGGAGCUAUUUUACUUGUUCAGUUGUUUGAAUGUCAAGGCUAUUUAACAAUAAACAAAAAAAGAUUGAGUCGAGACAUUGGACAGGCAAAAGAACAACUUUCUGCUGUUCUGGGGACUGUUAAUAAUGGAGAAACAAAAAAUUGGGUUGAUAAUUGUGUGGCGAAGGGAGAGGCUUUAAUUUCGAGAAAAUCGACGAAUAAUAAUGGAAUGGUAAGCAACUUUUUAAUUCAAAAUAUUCGAACAAUUGGUGGAUUUCUGGGAGGGGUGCUUCUUGGAUUUGGGUUGUCUUGA